Molecule: messenger RNA, 5167 nt
Organism: Chelonoidis abingdonii (Abingdon island giant tortoise)
Lineage: Eukaryota; Metazoa; Chordata; Testudines; Testudinidae
Gene: KCNT1
Product: potassium sodium-activated channel subfamily T member 1
Biological process (GO): potassium ion transmembrane transport
Cellular component (GO): plasma membrane
Molecular function (GO): outward rectifier potassium channel activity; intracellular sodium-activated potassium channel activity
Source: RefSeq, a predicted model, not a curated record
CAAACACCCCAGGGGAAAGGGGAGACAAGCUUGGGAGCAAAGAUUUGGAUCAUCUCUUGCAUUUAAGGCAAUGAAAUCAACCUGAUCCCUGCCUUGUUUUUUUGUCCAUUUUUUUUAUUUAAAUGAGGCUCAACUUUAUGCUACUUGUUGCUUUGCCAGGAGACACCCAGGCAGGGAAGACAGCGGGACUGUAAGAGCUGCAGCCACAGCACUAUGAAAUCUAAGGUGUGUGAGUGACCAGUGGCAAUGGCUCGCCUCCAGCUGGACUCUCCUUGUAAACAGUAGCCCUGGGGCAGCCUUCAGCCACACAGCACUCCCAUGCGUGGCUCCGCGUCGCCUUGCUGGGCACCCUCGCCACUCUGCAGAUGCCUUUCUCGGGGGAAGAGAGGAGCCUUCAGGGGGUUUACAAGUCGACAGCUCAGCAGCAGGAUGGGCGAGCCCUGGCAGCCGGGGGGGUGCCUGUGUGUGCCGAGUGCUACACUAACCAGACCUUCGUCUUUGAUGAUGGCAGCUCCCACAGGCUCUCGUCGCCGGGCGCCUGCGGGGGCUGCGGCGGCAGCAGAAGCGGGGUCAUCCUGGACAUCGCCUCCCUGAAGAUGAACGAGCUGGAGUCCGAGGUGCUGCCCCUGCCGCCCCGCUACCGGUUCCGGGACCUGCUGCUGGGGGACCAGGCCUUCCAGAACGACGACAGGGUACAGGUUGAGUUCUACGUAAAUGAAAACACCUUUAAAGAACGUCUCAAGCUGUUCUUCAUCAAAAACCAAAGAUCAAGCCUAAGGAUACGGCUAUUCAAUUUCUCCUUGAAGCUUCUCACCUGUCUUCUCUAUAUUGUACGUGUUCUGCUUGACAAUCCAGCAGAGGGAAUAGGAUGCUGGGAAUGCGAAAAGCAGAAUUACUCAACCUUCAACCAGUCGUCUACAGAAAUAAACUGGGCUCCAAUCUUAUGGGUGGAUAGAAAAAUGCCAUUAUGGGCAAUACAGGUUAGCGUAGCUUUAAUCAGCUUCCUAGAGACCAUGCUUCUCAUCUAUCUCAGCUACAAGGGAAACAUCUGGGAGCAGAUUUUUCGCAUUUCAUUCAUCCUUGAAAUGAUCAACACGGUGCCCUUUAUAAUCACAAUAUUCUGGUCCCCUUUACGGAAUUUGUUUAUUCCAGUUUUUCUGAACUGCUGGCUGGCCAAGUACGCCCUGGAAAACAUGAUAAAUGACUUGCACCGUGCGAUACAGAGGACACAAUCCGCCAUGUUCAAUCAGGUGCUGAUUCUGAUUUGUACCCUGCUGUGUCUUGUUUUCACAGGAACCUGUGGCAUCCAGCAUUUAGAAAGAGCAGGUGACAACCUCUCCCUCUUCAAGUCCUUCUACUUCUGUAUUGUCACCUUCUCCACCGUGGGCUAUGGAGAUGUGACCCCAAAGAUCUGGCCCUCGCAGCUCCUGGUGGUUAUAAUGAUUUGCGUUGCCCUUGUCGUGCUGCCCCUCCAGUUUGAGGAGCUUGUGUAUCUCUGGAUGGAACGUCAGAAAUCAGGAGGGAAUUACAGCCGCCAUCGAGCACAGACGGAGAAACACGUUGUCCUUUGUGUCAGUUCCCUCAAGAUCGACCUCCUGAUGGACUUUCUGAACGAGUUCUACGCCCAUCCCCGGCUGCAGGAUUACUACGUAGUGAUACUUUGCCCAACAGAGAUGGAUAUACAAGUUCGGCGGGUCCUUCAAAUUCCUCUGUGGUCUCAGCGAGUGAUAUAUCUUCAGGGGUCUGCACUGAAAGAUCAGGAUCUCAUGAGAGCAAAGAUGGAUAACGGAGAGGCCUGCUUCAUUCUCAGCAGUCGAAAUGAGGCGGACCGCACGGCUGCGGACCAUCAGACCAUCCUGAGAGCCUGGGCUGUGAAGGAUUUUGCUCCCAACUGCCCCCUCUACGUUCAGAUUCUAAAGCCUGAAAACAAGUUUCAUGUCAAGUUUGCUGAUCAUGUGGUCUGCGAAGAAGAAUGCAAAUACGCCAUGCUGGCUUUGAACUGCGUCUGCCCAGCAACCUCCACUCUCAUCACCCUGCUGGUUCACACAUCCAGGGGCCAAGAAGGCCAGGAGUCCCCGGAGCAGUGGCAAAGGAUGUACGGGCGCUGCUCAGGCAACGAAGUGUACCACAUCCGCAUGGGGGACAGCAAGUUCUUCAUGGAAUACGAAGGGAAAAGCUUCACCUACGCUGCCUUCCACGCACACAAAAAGUAUGGCGUCUGCUUGAUCGGCAUCAGGAGGGAAGAGAACAAGAGCAUCCUGCUGAACCCUGGGCCGCGGCACAUCAUGACGGCGUCUGACACCUGCUUCUACAUUAACAUCACCAAGGAGGAGAACUCUGCCUUCAUAUUCAAGCAGGAGGAGAAGCAAAAGAAGAAAGGGUUUUCAGGGAGAGGGAUCUAUGACGGCCCAUCCAGGCUGCCUGUUCACAGCAUAAUUGCAAGUAUGGGUACAGUAGCAAUGGACCUGCAGAACACAGAAUGUCGCCCUGUUAACAGCAGCAAGCUGACCCUGCCAUCAGAAAAUGGAUCAGGUAACAGACGGCCCAGCAUUGCUCCGGUCCUAGAGCUAGCAGACAGCUCCUCCCUCCUGCCCUGUGAUCUGCUCAGCGACCAGUCAGAAGAUGAGAUGACUCAGUCAGAUGACGAAGGACUUACUGUUGUAGAAUAUGUGAAAGGCUACCCCCCGAAUUCACCCUAUAUUGGGAGUUCUCCCACAUUGUGCCACCUUCUACCUGUAAAAGCCCCUUUCUGUUGCUUGAGGUUGGACAAGGGCUGCAAGCACAACAGUUAUGAAGAUGCCAAGGCCUAUGGGUUUAAGAACAAGUUGAUUAUAGUUUCAGCAGAGACUGCUGGGAAUGGCCUGUAUAAUUUCAUCGUCCCUCUCCGUGCAUACUAUAGGUCCCGGAAAGAGUUAAACCCAAUUGUAUUGCUACUGGACAACAAGCCUGAGAACCACUUCUUGGAAGCCAUCUGUUGUUUCCCCAUGGUUUACUACAUGGAAGGCACGAUCGAUAACCUAGAUAGUUUGCUGCAGUGUGGGAUCAUUUAUGCUGACAACUUGGUGGUUGUGGAUAAGGAAAGCACAAUGAGUGCAGAGGAGGAUUACAUGGCAGACGCAAAAACAAUUGUCAACGUCCAGACCAUGUUCCGGCUGUUUCCAAGCCUUAGCAUCAUCACUGAGCUGACCCACCCGUCCAAUAUGAGGUUCAUGCAGUUCAGAGCAAAGGACAGUUAUUCCUUGGCCCUCUCCAAACUUGAAAAGAAAGAGCGAGAAAACGGCUCCAACCUGGCGUUCAUGUUCCGGCUCCCAUUUGCUGCCGGCAGAGUGUUCAGCAUUAGCAUGUUGGAUACGUUGCUCUAUCAGUCGUUCGUGAAGGACUACAUGAUCACCAUUACGAGAUUGCUGCUGGGCCUUGACACCACGCCGGGUUCUGGCUACCUCUGUGCUAUGAAAAUCACUGAGGAUGACCUGUGGAUCCGUACGUAUGGCCGUCUCUUCCAGAAGCUUUGCUCUUCCAGCGCAGAAAUUCCCAUUGGGAUCUACAGAACUGAAUCGCACAUGUUCUCAACAUCUGAGCCUCAUGACAUCAGAACUCAGUCGCAGAUCUCAAUCAAUGUUGAGGAUUGCGAGGAUACAAAAGAUGUCAAGGAGCACUGGAACAUCAAGACAAGCCAUCACAGGAACUCCUGCUCGAGUGACCAGUCUGAACACCCCUUGCUACGGCGUAAAAGCAUGCAGUGGGCACGCAGGCUGAGUCGGAAGGGAAACAAGCACACAAGCAAAACAGCAGAGUGGAUCAGCCAGCAGAGGUUGAGUCUGUACAGGAGGUCGGAGCGGCAGGAGCUUUCAGAGCUUGUCAAAAACCGAAUGAAACAUCUGGGUUUACCUACAACUGGGUAUGAGGAUGUAGCAAAUUUAACAGCCAGUGAUGUGAUGAAUCGGGUAAACCUUGGAUAUUUGCAAGAUGAAAUGAAUGACCAUCAGAACACAUUAUCCUAUGUCCUGAUUAAUCCGCCGCCAGACACACGCCUGGAACUCAAUGAUAUAGUGUAUUUAAUACGCUCUGACCCUCUAGCUCAUGUAUCCAAUGACUCCCACAGUCGAAAAAGCAGCUGCAGUAACAAGCUGGACCCAUGCAAUCCUGAAACAAGAGAUGAAACACAGCUCUAAACAACCUUGCCACUGACCACGUCUUCUUCUCAUAUUGCUAAUGCAUGGAACUGUAAGAGAAUUUACUAUAAACUUUACCCAAGGGGAUGAAUUCUUUGGGGACAAAAAUGGAUUCCAGGUGGAAUACUUAAAAGAAAAAAAUCCAGUGAACACUACUUGUCAGUGGGUUCCAAUGUCCUGGCAGAUGCCUCCGCUUUGCACUAAGAAAAUAUAAUUCCCAACCUGGAUUCAAGCUGCUUAGAAAUGCCUUGAAAGAAAAUUCCUCAAACCUCGGAGUUAAAGGACAGCUGGCCAAAUAAAAGGCUCGAGGAUUCGUACGGUUAUUUGUUUUUAACUUUUUUUUUUUUAAUAUAUACCGCAACUAGUGAACAGUCUUCAUCGGUACUGGCGGACGUGGCCGAAGUGAACAGAGACUACAACUGAAACCUGAUUGACUAGAAGGAUCGGACUGAAAAACACCCCCAAACACUGCCGAUCACAUUGUACCCAGUGGAAUGUGGCAGUGUCAGGGCAAGAGAGAAAAUUAUCAUGUAGCCUUUUUAUUUAUGUUUUCAAUGGUAUCCUUCCCCCUGCAGGCUACCCACCCGUCCUAAUGCUCUUCAGCCGUUGUUGCCUUGUUUUCCAUUAUGGGGAAAGAGACAGCUGGGGGGGAGAGAGGUGAAAGACAUCACUCACUUUUAAUUAGCCAUCUCCAGUUCUGGUACAAUAGCACAUCAUGCCUUUGGAAGCUCCAGUAAGCUGCUGAGGUGGGACAAGAAACCCCUUAAGCUAGAGGGCUGCUGGAAGUGUGCGAUUUGUCCUUAGGCGCUGGGGCUAUGAGCCAAAGCCGUUGUCAAAUUACAGCAGUGUACGUUUAUCAAAUGCCUGUGCCAAAUCCACCUUCCUUUAAAAGUCUCAUAAACAGGCAAACUGAGGACCAAAACUUGUGACAUCAUCCCUGUGCUGUUUAUCUGUGGUCAUAGCUACAUGGAACCCCUGGUUCAGCUGGGCCCCUG